CCGGGAACCACCACGGACCCAGUGACGCGAGUACCAUCUGUGGGUUUGGCACUUACGAAUCAGCACGGCGUACUUUCCGACGAGACAUCUUCACACGACGACGAGAGUUUUACAGGCAAGCUCUUCUUUGACGCGUGAGUGGAGGCGCAAGAGGCUCAGUGGCUAGGUGAUCCACCAUGAAAUUGGACUGGUUGGCCAUUCUCCUACCGGCCUUAGAUCUUGUCAGCAGCAAGUUCAUCCCUUCGUUUGCAGGCCCGUACACCGCGUUCGUCCACACGAUUGAUGCGUGUCCGUCCGACGGGACUUUUGUGCUUCAAUUUCGGCCCACCCACUUCAACCGUGCAAGACCAAAUGAAAGGCAGAGAGUAACAGGGAAUGCAACUGUAAAAAAACCUGUAACCGACAAUUUUUGGUCAACCGUUAACUUGGCGGUCCGAGCCAAUAACGAAUGGAAAGAGAAUUUCUUUGUAAACAAAUUCAGCAGGCAAGGGUGCACUGCGAUCCGCCUGCAUUCGCCGGAGCUGUUUAACCUCGUGGUGAAAUACACCGGGGCUUCGGCCGACAAGAACGCGCCCUGUGUCAUACCGCCGGGAUUUUUCGUGGUCAAGGAUGAACCCAUCUCCUGGACCUUUCCUAACUUCCCCAUCAUGCCUUACGGACGGUACCGUUUUCGAGGAACAAGUCGAGACAGCGAGACAAGCAACAUAACGAGAUUAUGCAUCGACGUGGACUGCGAAGUCAUUCCGAAGAUUCGUCUGUGUACAGUGGAUUAACCAAACUUGCAUUCUGGACUUGCCGAAAGGAGCUGGUAUCCUCUGAAAUGAGUCACGCGGCACGGCUUCCCCCGCCGCCAGGCAGCGCCCGUAGCGCAGUGGUACCGAGCUCGUCUCGUAUCCAAAAAGUCCCGGUUCGAACCCGGGCCGAAGCGAACAAGUGAAAAGUGGAAAGGAGGUACCGUCACACGUUGGUGGUUCAUAUCGUUCUCUUGUUGAUUUCUUUCUCUUUGAUUAAAAUAUGGCACUUUUAUUUAAUAUUUCAGAGUAGCAGUCUGAAAAUGUUUUUCAGACAAGUAGUCUGAAUUUGGAAUUCAGACAGAAUGGUCUGAAUAAUUACUCUGAAUUUUCAGACCACUAGUCUGUUUAAAAACUUCAGACUAAAAUUAUGAAAUUUCAGUAAUACUUUUUUUA
Thrips palmi is the source of this 1187-nucleotide messenger RNA. RefSeq lists its product as uncharacterized. The transcript has 6 exons. The record is from RefSeq and is a predicted model, not a curated record. Lineage: Eukaryota; Metazoa; Arthropoda; Insecta; Thysanoptera; Thripidae. The coding region runs from base 177 to 773 and encodes 198 amino acids.